Dracunculus medinensis (Guinea worm) is the source of this 621-nucleotide messenger RNA. Lineage: Eukaryota; Metazoa; Nematoda; Chromadorea; Rhabditida; Dracunculidae. The record is from the annotation of a GenBank genome assembly.
GAGAAUUAUAUCCAGAGCAGGUGCUAUCCAAUUUUUUAUAUUUUUGAAUCGUUGUUGGGUGCCAGCAACUGUGAUGGUAGCUGGUUGUAAUCAAAAACAAGCCAAACAUUUUCUAACUGCAAGUAAUGGUGAUAUGGCUAAUGCAGUUGAAUUAUUUCUUCGGAAAACAAUGCGGUCUGAUGAAGUUCCGUCCACAUCAUAUGCUAGACUCGGAAAUUCUCGUCCAUUUAUUGCUUCUAAUAGUUCCAAUUCUGGUGCUUUUCCAUUAUUAACUAAUCGACGUGAACCGUGUCAUAAUUUGCUUGCCGGUUUAGUGGAAUGGAGUUCUUCAACUGUGGGCAGUCGCUUUGUUGAGGAUCCCAAGAAACUAAUUAGUGAAGAUCGUGUAAAUCAUGGUUUACCGUUGACGAGGAUCGGUAAUGAUCUUUUUCACUUGGCAGUAAAAAUGGAAGCGCAACGAAGAGGAUCUUGGCUUUUUGUCAAUAUGCAAGACACUCAAGAAUUUGAAUCACAGAUUCUUAACAGAGAUAUUUGGUCAAAUACUGGAGUUAAAGAAAUCAUGAAAACAUUCGUUUUUUGGCAAGUAAGACUUGUAUUUCAUUUGUACAGUUAUUGCUAAAU